AAUGUUCGCGCAUGCGUAGCACAGUUUACGUUCCGGUGGUGGGGAGGGUCUUGGACAAUAAUUCAGCUUGAAAGGGUUCACAGCAUCAAACGUCACGAUUUAUUUUGAUUUAUUUUAUGCGUUUGUUCGCGCUUCCCUUCGGGAUGAAUGAACGCAAUUUUAAAAAGCCGUUGGUUCGCGAUAAAGUGGACAUGUCAUUAGAUGACAUAAUUCGGUUGAAUAAAAAAGAGCAACACACAACAAGGAAACAACCCUACAAAAGUCAACAAACACGUCGUCGGCAAAGGACUCCUGUAACACAAGGAAACAUGAAAACUUGGUCCAUAAACAACAAUGGCGGCGUGUUCCGAGGUGGAGGAGGAGCAGCAACUAAAUUAAGAACUCGGGUCAUGCCAGGUGUGCAGAGAGGUCAGGGGGUCGUCACCCGUCCGGCAGCUCGAAAGAAUACGACCCUCCUCAGGCGACCCAGUCAGCAAAAGAGCCAACCUUUUUUUCAAUACAAUCACCGCAUUGAAGGAAAUGUUGGGACUUCUGCUUUGUACACAAAUGUCACCAACAAGGACUCCAGUGGAACGCCAGUCAACAGACCAUUUCAACUGCGGCAACGACAUCUUCCUUCCGUGCAUCAGACGGAUGCACGCCAGGCAACAUUUCUUCAUCACAGAGGACUCAAGGUGCAAACUUUGGCGCAGGAGCCAAAUUCUCACACUCUUAACAUCAGAACUCGACCGUGGCGGGCAUCAACAAGUAGCACUGGAUUCUUGACUGUUUCCAUAGACAAUCCCACGGCCAUGACUCAGCCUGAGCCUCCUUCUGCUUGGACUCUGCACGCCAUGACGGCUCGCUUGGCCAUAAGUAACGUGGAAACGUCAGAGAUGAAAAUUCCAAAGGGAGUUCCUCUCAAAUUUGACAUCAACAGUGUUGGGAAACCACAAACGUCAAUGACUUUGAAUGAAAGAUUCCGCAUCUUCAAAGAACGACGUUCACAAAUAAGUAAAGGCAAAAGAUUUGUUAUAGUGGACUAGGCUUCAGGAAGAACGAAAGCCCACAGAAGCCCAACACUUCUCCAUGUGCAGACUCAUUUACUCAACCCCCCCUAAGUGUCAACUGAGAACAAAACACAACGAUGUGGAUUCCUGUAGACAUUUUAUACAGUUUUAUGUACCUUCAACCAUUGAUGUUUCUGUUGCUGAUGUACUAAGAACUGCAAUGUCCAUCUAUCCAUUUUCUGUGCCACUUGUCCCCACGGGGGUCGCAGGCGUUCUGGAGCCUAUCCCAGCAGUCAUCGGGCAGUAGGCGGGGUACACCCUGAACCGGUUGCCAGCCAAUCGCAGGGCACACAGAGACGAACAACC
Messenger RNA from Syngnathus acus (greater pipefish), 1355 nucleotides. Its product is annotated as UAP56-interacting factor-like. The record is from RefSeq and is a predicted model, not a curated record. The transcript is spliced from 9 exons. Gene Ontology annotation, biological process: mRNA export from nucleus. NCBI's taxonomy places the organism in Eukaryota, Metazoa, Chordata, Actinopteri, Syngnathiformes, Syngnathidae. Bases 117 to 1025 code for a protein of 302 amino acids. Gene Ontology annotation, molecular function: mRNA binding.